UUGUUGCUUUGAAUCAUUCUAAAUUUAUAUUCGCGUUUCCUAAAUUUAAAUUCUAAUUUUUUAAAUUAAAAUAUUCGAAUUCUUGAUUUAUACACAAUUUUUUCGUUCCUCCAAGGUUGCUAAGAUGAGAGGUAGCGUUCGCUUGUUGGCCAAAAGAUACAACUCUUCAUCUUCAGUAUGUCCGGCUGCUGUGGAAGCAACUACAGCUCAGGUUAAGGUGGACUCCGAACCCCGACCCUAUGCCGAAGUGCCGGGUCCAAAACCUAUUCCAGUCCUUGGCAAUACGUGGCGGCUGUUACCUCUAAUAGGUCAAUACCAAAUCUCAGACCUGGCCAAGGUAUCCAAGAUCCUUUAUAACGAGUAUGGCAAAAUAGUGAAGCUUUCAGGCUUGGUUGGCAGGCCUGAUUUACUGUUCGUCUACGAUGCUGCCGAAAUCGAGAUGAUGUAUCGGACUGAAACCGAUGCUCCACACAGGCCCUCCAUGCCCUGUCUAGUCAAGUACAAGAGUGAAGUACGCAAGGACUUUUUCGGAAGACUGCCUGGUGUGGUUGGUGUGCACGGAGAACCUUGGAGAGAGUUUAGAACCAAAGUACAAAGACCUAUUUUAAGACCUGCCGCUGUAGUACAAUACAUCCAACCCAUUGAAGAGGUCACCAAUCAAUUCCUUGACAGGAUGCUUCAAAUAAGAGAUGAUCGAGACGAACUGCCAAACGAUUUCGAUAAUGAUAUUCACAAAUGGGCUCUAGAAUGUAUUGGAAGAAGCCUUGACGUUCGCUUGGGAUGUCUGGAUCCAAAUUUGGCCGACGAUUCAGAGCCUAUGAAGAUUAUCAAUGGAGCCAAAUUUGCAUUGAGGAACAUCGCUCUGCUAGAGCUGAAAUUCCCGUUCUGGAGAUAUGUGCCAACUCCACUGUGGGGACGAUACGUUAAAAACAUGGACUAUUUCAUUGAAAUCUGUAUGAAACACAUAGACACAGCCCAGGAUCGUCUACAGAAAAAAUUGGACGCUGGAACUCCAGAGAGCGAAUUUUCUGUGGUGGAGAGAAUACUGCUGAGCGAUCCUGAUCCAAAACUAGCCUACGUUUUAGCAUUGGAUUUGAUAUUGGUUGGGAUUGACACGAUAUCAAUGGCA
Nilaparvata lugens (brown planthopper) is the source of this 1129-nucleotide messenger RNA. RefSeq names its product probable cytochrome P450 301a1, mitochondrial. The record is from RefSeq and is a predicted model, not a curated record. Lineage: Eukaryota; Metazoa; Arthropoda; Insecta; Hemiptera; Delphacidae. Gene Ontology annotation, molecular function: iron ion binding; monooxygenase activity; oxidoreductase activity, acting on paired donors, with incorporation or reduction of molecular oxygen.